Aptenodytes forsteri (emperor penguin) is the source of this 1398-nucleotide messenger RNA. RefSeq names its product paralemmin (gene PALM). Bases 1 to 1398 code for a protein of 465 amino acids. The record is from RefSeq and is a predicted model, not a curated record. Gene Ontology annotation, biological process: regulation of cell shape. Lineage: Eukaryota; Metazoa; Chordata; Aves; Sphenisciformes; Spheniscidae. Gene Ontology annotation, cellular component: membrane. The transcript is spliced from 11 exons.
AUGGGUCCAAGGACUGCUGCCUUUGCAGGUGGGAGUUCCCGGGGCAUCAUCCCCCAGUGCCGCCUGCGUCCCUGGGUUGUGGAGGCCAGCACCCUUCAGCAGGAGAGGCUGCAGGCCAUCGCGGAGAAGCGGAAACGUCAGACAGAGAUCGAGAACAAAAGGCGGCAGCUCGAGGAUGACAGGCGGCAGCUGCAGCAUCUCAAGUCCAAGGCUCUGCGGGAGAGAUGGCUGUUGGAGGGGGCCCCGGCCUCAGCCUCCGAGGAGGACGAGGCCAUGAAGAAGCAGAUGCAGGAGGAUGAGGUGAAGACCAAGGAGCUGGAGGAAACCAUCCAGAGGCUGGAGAAGGAGCUGGAGACGCUGGAGAACGGCAGCUCGGCAGCUUCCACCAAGGAGAACCUGGCAGAGGUGGCGGCACCGGCCAAGGAAGAGAAGGCAGAGGCCGUCCCCAACAUGCAGAAGAGUCCCCUGGGCACAGUCAAGGCCGAGAAGGUCUCCAGCAGCCCCAUGAAGGCGGUGGAGGGCACUGACAUGAUGAAGGCAGCCAUGUACUCAGUGGAGAUCACGGUGGAGAAGGACAGAGUGACUGGGGAGACCAAGGUCCUGUCCAGCACCACCCUGCUCCCCCAGAACCACUGUCUACAGGGGGUCAAAGUGUACGAGGAUGAGCUGAAAGUGGUGCACGCGGUGAGCGCCGAGGACGGGGCCCUGCAGAAUGGGGCCCACCCCCUCAGCUCCUCCGAGGUCGACGAGCUCCUGCACAAGGCAGACGAGGCCACCCUGAGCAAAGCUGCUGGGCGGGAGGCCCCGGCCAAGGCUGGUGAGGCCGGCAGCGCCCCGGCCAGCCAGAAGCCAACGCCGCGGCGGGAGAUCACGGGGCUGCAGGCCAAGCCACGGGAAAGCACCACGGUGCUGCCACCGGGCGAGGGGACGGAGCCGAGCCGGGAGCAGCCCGUCACCAUGAUCUUCAUGGGCUACCAGAACGUGGAGGACGAGGAUGAGACCAAGAAGGUGCUGGGGCUGGAGGGCACCAUCAAGGCCGAGCUGGUGGUGAUCGAGGAUGCCGAGAGCAAGCCGGAGCCGGUGCGCAAGGACCACGCACCACCCAACGGCACUGCGCUGGAGCCAGCGGCUGCCCAGCCACCGGGGGAGGAGGGCCCUGGUGGGCAGAAGCCGGGCGCCAACGCCACAGACGCCAAGGAGGCCGAGCAGGAGACGGACGUGAAGAAGCAGCGCUGCAAGUGCUGCACGGAGCUCCUCGCCCUGGCACUCGUGGUGACGGCUGCCACCAUCCAGGGCCAGCCAGGUCCUGCCCCUCAUCCUCAGGUGAGCCGGGAGCCUGAGGGCGACGUCGAAGCUGAGCAGCAUCCCCGAUCCAGGGCGAGGUUGGCAGAGGGUUGA